Molecule: messenger RNA, 1642 nt
Organism: Tribolium madens (black flour beetle)
Lineage: Eukaryota; Metazoa; Arthropoda; Insecta; Coleoptera; Tenebrionidae
Exons: 3
Coding region: 136-1575 (479 amino acids)
Biological process (GO): engulfment of apoptotic cell; phosphatidylserine exposure on apoptotic cell surface; apoptotic process involved in development
Cellular component (GO): plasma membrane
Source: RefSeq, a predicted model, not a curated record
AUCUGUUUUAAGUUAGAAAAAUGUGUAAAAUAAAAUAUGUUAACAUUGACUCAUGUUUAUCAAUAUAGAGAUAACGAUAACGUGUGAUAAAAUUUGACUCAACAUGUCGGAAACCUGAAAAUAAUUUUUUGAACAAUGGGUGUUGAAAAAGGACAAGUUUAUUUAAGAAAAACGUUUUUAAAUUAUGAACUUACGCCCAGACAAGAUAUCAUUAUAAAUUAUUUCAUACCUUCAGUCUGUUCUUUUUUGUUGUAUAUUUUUUUAUUUGCAAGUGAUUGUGUGGUGGUGUUUAGACACUAUAAGGAUGAAGACCCCAUAUGGGCUUCAGUCACUUUAUUUAUUAUUUAUUUUCCCUCACUUUGUUCAUAUAUUGUGGUAACAUCAUCAUGGGAGUUGUGGCCAGAAAUGGAGGGUUGUGGGUGUGAUAAUUUCUUGUGGUGGUUGAUAAAAACUUUGGAACAUUUAUUAUUCCCCGUGUGGGCUAUAUGGAGAUUUGCGGAACGAAUAUUUUGGUCAAUAGAAGGAAUGCGUUCAAAUGAUGAAAAAACAAUAUCGGAAGCAAUACAAACAAUAACAGCACCACGUUCUAUCGAAUUGUAUUUCUUUUUUCAAGCAUUUUUACAAUCAUUGCCACAAAUGUUACUUCACAUCAACAUAAUAAUGAGACAAGUUGAAGACACACACAAACAAACGACUGACGCCGAAAUUUUAAGUUUUGUGUUUAAUCUGGCUAAAUUAGCAGCAACAGUUGCGUUUUAUCACCGAUUUAAGACUCAAAAGCUGGCAGGAAAGCAAUAUCCUUGGUUUAAAGCCUAUAAAAAGCCUAAAGAUCCUACCAUUGAUCAAAUUGAUUCACCUUUAAAACCCGCUGAAACUAAAAAGAAUGAGGAUGACCCUGUUAUUAUAUCGGAAAGUCGGAGAAGUAGCGGUUCUUUUAUGGAACCUUCAACAGGAUCUUUGAAAGAACUCCCUGGAACCCUUAGAGAAACGUCGGUAAUUGAUGGACCCUUGCGAAAACUAUACCAAGAAACUUCAGAGCCCGAUUUUAACAUUAAACGAGUUGCAGUUAUUAAAGGAUUACCCGAAGACGAUUUAGCAGGAAAACUUGUUGCAUUUUGCUGGUGGUUGUGUUUUUUGCUAGUGAGAAUAUUAGCAAUUUCUGCAUUCUUUUUCUUCUAUCCUAAUGCAACUAUCUGGUUGCUUCUGGCACAUUUUCUUCUAGUUGUUGCUUUUUUAGUUUAUGAUGUCAAAAGUGAUGAUGUUAAAAGAGCCAAAGCUUUAUUUUUUGUGUUUAUAGGACUUAUUUAUAUUUUCUGUAUUAUAGAGUUUAAAAUCAAGUUUAAGAAAACGAAAUUUAUGUAUUAUGGUUACUUUUCCUUAGUUUAUCUACAAAAUUUUAUCAUGUGUAUGGUUUGGUGGGUUCACAAUGUUGAAGAUAUGCACAACGAUUUCUGGUUCAGAUAUAUCUUUUACAUUGUUGUUGUUGGUUCGAUUAUAAGCGUUUUAUCAAUGGUGUUGUACUUAAAUAUAAAUAAACCGAAGAAAAUUGUUGUUGGUGAAAAAAUUCUACUAUAAAUUCUUGUAACAGAACAUUUAAAACAUUUAUAUAACUAACACUUAAUAUUAUAUUUGUAUAUAUUAU